AUUUUGGGGAUGAUUCUAAUAAAAUAUUCAAAAAUAUUGUGGAGUUAAAUUCGUAAAUACUUUCAAAUUACAUUUUAAUCUUAAUUUUUUGCGCGAUCUGAUGUUUUUGAAGUGACAUGAAAACAAAAUAAUUCAGUAUCUGAUAUUAAUUCCACAUUUUGCAUUUGUUUAAGUUUCAAAUUUAUGUAUAUAAGAGAAUCUUAGUGUAUGCGGAUACAACACAUAAACUGCAUUAAAUCAAUAAAGCCAAAGUUAUUAUUGCAUUUAUUGCUUUUCAAGCCGAUAGCAUUUCACCGGAAGCCAAGGAGCAUUUUGCAUUUAAUCUUUGCCACCAUUUCUUCUUUUGGGAAAAAACCUACAAUUAUGAAUACUGUGCCAAAUCAUGGUUUUAUUGAAGUGCAUCCUAUCCAUCAUCAUCAGCAUCAGCCGCACUGUAAGCAACAAUGUUUCGUUUUCACUGAAAUAGCUGACAUAGUCGAAUUGCCUCCGCCAGAGAUUACAAAAAUCGCCAGUGAAAAGAUGCAAAAUGGUGGCUUAACAUCCUACACGAAAGAUCCUUGUGGCGGCGGUAGUUCGGGAGGCUUGGAUUCGCCUACCGAUUCCCAGGCCAGUAAGUCACGUUGUCGUCGCAUUUUGGUCGUAAUGGGUAUCAUGGUCCUGUGCAUAGCAAUGGCUGCCGGAAUCCCAUUAGCGUUACAAUUACGGCAAUCUUCUCUACUGGAAGCUCGUUUGGCCUUUAUACGUCGGCUAUUAACAGAAGCUCCGCUUAUUGAAAGUUCAUGGAGUCCAGCUCGAAAUAUGAAUUAUAGCAACAGCAUGCAAGAAAUGCGUCAAAAAUACGUGGGCGCAGUCUUAUGGCCGAUCGUGGUGCCCUGUGCAGCUCAAUACUUAGAUGCUGUGCAAUUGGCUUUGGAGGGUGUCGAUGAGGCCAAGCGCAUUACAGCCGCCACCGAAGCCAUGCAUAUUGUAGAGUCGGCCGACGAAAUGGAGCAAACGCACAUUAGAGGUGAGGUGGCUGUUCUAAUGGGUAUAGGAGGCGGUCACGCCUUGGGCACUAGUUUGGCAGUCCUCCGUUCAAUGCAUUUGUUGGGUGCCCGAUUUGCCUCGAUCACAAGCUUAGAUUGUACCACGCCGUGGGCAGCUUCGACCCGAAAUGUCGAUUAUUUAAUCGAAGGAAAUGCCACAAAUUCCAUUAAUGAUUUUGGCAAAAUAAUGUUAUUUGAAAUGAAUCGCAUUGGAAUGUUAAUAGAAAUUUCUCAUUUAUCCGAACCUGCAAUGGUUGCCACAUUGAGAACCGCCAAAGCCCCUGUAUUGCUAAUUAAUUCAGCUCCACAAUCAUUUUGCAAUAGUACAAAUGUUGCUCCGAUACCUGAUCAUGUUUUAGGUUUAUUACCCGAAAACGGUGGUGUCAUUAUGUUAAAUCUUGAACGUUGUGGCGAUCGUUUAUUAAAUGUUCGUGAAGCAAUCAAAGCGAUUAACUAUGUACGCAAAGUGGCCGGUGUCGAUCAUAUUGGUUUGUCGGGAGCACCAAAAAGUUAUGCAUUUCUUUUGGCCGAAUUAGCCCGUGAUCGCGUUUGGGGCAAUGCUGCUAUCAAGAAACUGAUCGGAGGCAAUGUGGUGCGCAUAUUACGAGAAGCGGAAACACUUAAAAAUCGUUUACCUUUGUACGAGGAAUGGAUACCGCAUGAAUUAAUUGAAAGUAACUCUUAUUGUCGUUAUCCUGAAUCGUAAACUUAAUUCCCAACAUUUACUGAGAAAACUUGCAUAAAUUAUUAAUCAGAUAAAUAAUGUGAUUAACUUUAUGGCAUAUAAAAACUAUUUUUUCUUUUCCAUUUUUACAAAUUUAUGUUAUAUAAU
This is a messenger RNA of Glossina fuscipes, 1857 nucleotides long. Its product is annotated as dipeptidase 3. NCBI's taxonomy places the organism in Eukaryota, Metazoa, Arthropoda, Insecta, Diptera, Glossinidae. The record is from RefSeq and is a predicted model, not a curated record. Gene Ontology annotation, molecular function: metallodipeptidase activity. The transcript is spliced from 3 exons. Bases 208 to 1731 code for a protein of 507 amino acids. Gene Ontology annotation, biological process: proteolysis.